Molecule: messenger RNA, 572 nt
Organism: Mucor mucedo
Lineage: Eukaryota; Fungi; Mucoromycota; Mucoromycetes; Mucorales; Mucoraceae
Exons: 1
Coding region: 41-385 (114 amino acids)
Molecular function (GO): RNA binding
Source: RefSeq, a predicted model, not a curated record
UAUAGACUUACAAAUAUUUGUUAAAAAUGUCAAUAGCACCAUGAAAGAAGAACAUUUGGAAGCAGCUUUUAGACAAUUCGGAUCUAUAAAGUAUGUUUCUAUCAGCCAUUCAGGCAAUACUGUUUUUAUAGAAUUUACGUCUAUGGAAAGCAGGCAGAAAGCACUUGAUCAGGGUAAAGUGGCCGUGGGUAAUCAGACUGUUUAUGCAGAAAAACCUAGGGUUAACAACCAAUACCAUAAUAACAAUAAUCGCCGUUUCCACCCAAAUCGUAGAGGGGGCGGCGGAACUAGUACUGCUAAUCGAAGUGGAGGUAUGACAACAGGAUCCGAAUCUCUCAAUAAGCGUGGUGGUGGUGCAACAGGAGGUGCCGGGGGACAAAAAUAAUGAUUUACAUAACAACACAAGUUAAAAAGAAUGAAAUUGAAACAAAGAAAAUAACUCUUGUGAUUAUUAUUGUAAGAAUAAAAAUAAAUUAUAAAACUCUUCUACAUGAAAAAUGCACUGCUUUCAAUAAAAAAAAAGCAAGUAGGAUAGUAUAAAUCUAAUCGGUACAGAUGUCCGGGUAGAAUAU